Molecule: messenger RNA, 2157 nt
Organism: Musca domestica (house fly)
Lineage: Eukaryota; Metazoa; Arthropoda; Insecta; Diptera; Muscidae
Exons: 3
Coding region: 115-2157 (680 amino acids)
Source: RefSeq, a predicted model, not a curated record
UUCCUUCAAUUGACAGUUCCUCUGUAUCCAUUUGGUGUUUUGGAAGAAAAAAAGGAAGCUGAAUUUCCGCAUUCACCAAAUCCCGAGGAGAAUUUUUUUGAAGAAAGGAGACACAUGGAAUUGCCGAAUAUCCCAAAACCUGAGGAGGAGAAAACAGAAAAUAUAUAUUGGCAAAUAAUGGAAAUUGAAUCGGAUGAACCCAUGCAAAAUAGGCCAAUGGAAAUUCUGAAAAAAGAAAAUUUAAAAUUGAUUCAAAACGAAAAGGAACUAAGAGCAGAAAAUGACGAACUAAAGCAAAAAAUCGAGGCACUGACAAAAGAACGAAAUGCGCUAACUUGUGAAGUUGCAAAACUCAAAACUGAGUUGGACAAUUUCACAAGGAAGUGCAUUGUUCCCUCCGUGAAUACAUCAGAAGAGGCACUAACUUUAGCUCGCAUGGGUACGGACGAACGAAAAGUUUACACUAAAAAAGAAAGAGAUAUUGCUCAAAAUAUAUAUUUUAGAGGUGCGAGGUGCUACAAAUUUAUGAGGGAAAAUAUAAAAUUUAAUUUGCCCAGCCCUAGGUCUCUAGGACGAUGGCAACAUAUACGUUCUCUAAAUCCUGGUAUAGAUAUUGCAGUUGUUAACAGCUUGAAAGCACAAGUGCAAAACAUGUCGGAAAGAGAACGCAUUUGUUUCGUCGUUCACGAUGAGGUGGAAAUUAAGCCCGUCCUAGAAUACAACAAGGCAGAAGACGUUGUGGACGGGUUUGAAGAUUUUGGCAAGAACAGAAGGUCCAAAGAGAUGGCUAGGAGAUGUCUUUUUUUUAUGAUCAAGGGCAUAUGUUCCGACUGGAAAUUUAUUAUAAGCUUUUAUCCUGUUUCUAAAAAUACGACAAAAGCCGUAAUGCACAAUGUCCUGUGUGAGAACCUGCAGGUUAUCCAGGACAUUGGCUUAGACGUGCGUUCCAUUGUUUGUGACCAAGGGGCUACAAACAUCGGUCUUUACAGUUUCUUAACGACGUCGAAAUACGAACCAUAUUUUUUUUUUAAUGGACACAAAAUUUAUUGUAUGUACGACUAUUGCAAUUUGAUAAAAUCAAUCAGAAAUAAUUUGAUUACACAUGGCUACAAAACGAUUAGCGGCGAAGUUAUCAAUUUCGAAUAUGUUCGUAGAAUAUAUGAAAUUGAUAAUGAGAACCCUAACAUCAAGAUGUGUCCCAAAUUGACGGAAAAACACAUAAAUCCAGCACUGUGGGAUAAAAUGAGUGUCAGUAGAGCUACUGAAGUUUUAAGCAAUUCUGUAGCUGCCGCAAUGCAUACCUGUAUGCAAAACGGUUGUAUUUCAGACGAUGCAUAUCCGACAGCUGAAUUUAUAAAAAGGCUAAACGAUAUAUUCGACGAAUUAAAUGUUAAAACGACAUCGUCCGCAAACCCCAACAAUAAAGCGAUAUAUCGAAACUGCAAACACAAAAUUGCCCGGCUCGAAGAGGCCAGAGAUUAUUUUGGAAGCUUUGUUGUUAACAGCAAAGCAACUGUACAAUGUAUUGAUGGGUUUUGGCAAACAAUACAGUGUAUAUUAUUGCUCUCCGAAGACAUAUUUAGGGAUUACCCAAACAUCCAAUUUAUAUUGUCUGGUAAAUUAAACCAGGAUGCUUUGGAAAAUUUCUUUUCCCGGAUACGGUCUUCGCUAGGCAAUAAUACACACCCAUCAGUAAAGGAAGUGAGGUACAUAAGCGCCAAAAUAAUCUCUUCCGAUAUUUUAAAAGCAACUAAAAAUACCAAUUCUGAAGAAGAUGGUAGUAUUUCACUUCCAAUAUCACUGAAAAAUACCGGUAACAUUCAUAUUAUUGAAUAUUUAAAAUUGGAACACUCUAAUUCCGACUCCGAAGAUGAUUCAGAGUUCCUUGAGGACAUAAACUUGUGUGAAACACAAGUUAAAAGGUAUGUUUCAGGGUACACAAUCUACAAGAGUGCAGUCCAAAAGACAAAAUGCUGUCGUUGUGUGGACCAAAUGAAAAAGGACGACAAAUUGUCUUCGGAAUCGGAAUUGCUAAUAAAAAAUAAAAAUUUCGGUGUUAAUUCCUUAAAUUUAAUUAAUCCAUCAGACAACUUUUUCGAAAUUUUCAGUUUUCAGAUGAAAUGUUACAAAGUAGCUUUGAACAAAUUUUAUACGUAG